CACAUCACGUGAUUCGCUGUCUUCCAUCUGAUUGGCUGCUGCGGUCCCGGCUGUGUUUUCAAUCUGCAGAACAAGGAAGUGACCGCAGAGAGUGCUCAAACUUCAAAACUCCUUCAUUUUUUUCAAUCACAACUAAAAAAAACACUUGUUAGGACAAGUAAUUCACAGCUGGAGCUUCCAGGAGUUUCUCCUCCACCGUUGAACGCAGCCGGACGCACUUCCUUAUUGACUUAAAGCAGCCUCGCUCACGUGGUAAAUAAGAAAAUGGGGCUGGAUGGUAAAGUUAAACUCCAGGCGGUUUACUGGACCGUCACAGCGGCGUUCAUCGCUAACUUUCUCGCGGUUGUAGCCGCUAAGCCGCCGCCGCAUAUCGUGUUCAUCCUGGCCGAUGACUUCGGCUGGAACGACGUGGGCUACCACGGCUCCGAGAUCCGGACGCCACAUCUGGACAAGCUGUCGGCCAAGGGGGUCCGUCUGGAGAACUACUACGUCCAGCCUCUGUGCACUCCCUCCAGGAACCAGCUCAUGACCGGGAGGUACCAGAUCCACACGGGCAUGCAGCACCAGAUCAUCUGGCCCUGUCAGCCCUACUGCGUGCCCCUGGAUGAGAAGCUGCUGCCUCAGUUCAUGAAGGAGGCCGGCUACGCCACACACAUGGUGGGCAAGUGGCACCUGGGCAUGUACAAGAAGGAAUGUCUGCCCACACGCCGAGGCUUCGACUCCUACUUCGGUUACCUGACGGGAGGGGAGGAUUACUACACUCACAUCCGCUGUAAUGCCAUCGCCGCCCUGAACCAGACUCGCUGCGCGUUGGACCUGAGGGACGGGGAGGAGGUCGCCACCGCGUACAAGGGGGUUUACUCCACCGAGCUGUUCAGCCAAAGAGCCAUCACCGUCAUCGAGAAACACUCCAACUCCAGCGAGCCUCUCUUCCUGUACGUGGCGCUGCAGGCCGUCCACUCGCCCAUGCAGGUGCCGGAUCGCUACACGGAGCCCUACGGCUUCAUCAAGGACCACGACCGCAGGACGUACGCCGGCAUGGUGUCGGCCAUGGACGAGGCCGUGGGCAACAUCACCCUGGCCCUGCAGCAGAGAGGACUCUGGGACAACACGGUGCUCGUCUUCUCCACCGAUAACGGAGGCCAGACGCUGUGCGGCGGCAGCAACUGGCCCCUGAGGGGGAGGAAGUGGUCCCUGUGGGAGGGGGGCGUCCGGGGGGUCGGGUUCGUCUCCGGCCCGCUGCUGAGCCGACCCGGAACCGUCAGCCGCGAGCUCGUCCACAUCUCCGACUGGCUGCCCACGUUGGUCGGCCUGGCCGGGGGGAGGAGCAGCGCGGCCCCCACCACCUCCAACACCACCACCACCACCACCACCUCCAGGCCUCUGGACGGCUUCAACGUGUGGAACACCAUCAGCAAAGGGUACGCCUCGCCCAGAGUGGAGCUGCUGCACAACAUCGACCCUCUCUACUAUGACAUCGCUCCAUGUCCUGGCAGGGAUCCUCGGUUAACUUUGGCUCAGGCGGUCAGCGGCGGACCCUCCUGGGCCAACUCCACGUUCAAUGUGUCCAUUCACGCUGCCAUUCGAUCCUCAAACUGGAAGCUGCUGACUGGGUACCCAGGUUGUGACGUUUGGUUCCCUCGUCCCGGCUUCAACACCUCAGACUUGGACCCCUCCAGGACCGACCCGCUGAAGCCCGUGAUGCUGUUUGACGUAGAAAACGAUCCGGAGGAGAGGAACGAGGUGUCGGCUCAGUUCCCCACGGUGGUCGAGUAUCUCCUCACUCGACUCCAGCGCCUCCAGAAAGGCGCCCUGCCCAUAACCUUCCCCGACGACGACCCCAGAUGUGACCCGGGCCCCACCGGAGCCUGGGGGCCCUGGGCUUAGACGACAUCUCCGCUGUCAUCGACAGACGUUGGGAAGGUUGUUUUUUUUUUUACUGUGAAUUAUAAAAUCAGGGAGUUGUCUUCUGUGGAGAAAUAUGAAGUUUUACAAAUCUUUUAUUCUGUCGUGAUUCCAGUUUAACACAUAUCCCGUCACACAGUUUGGAUCAGGAAGAUUUGUACUAGGAGAUGUAAAAAAUGUGCAGGACGUGUUAUUCAUUCAUUCAUUCGUCGUUACUGAUCACAGCUCAGUUAAUAGCUUUUCGUUACACAUGCUGCUGAUUUGUAAGAACUACUGGUGCGUUUCAUUUGGACUCGGGAGUCGGAAUUUCCGAGUUCCGAGUUGGAAUUUCCAACUGGAACGUCCCCAAACUGGGAUUUUCUCCUCGGAAAGUCACAGAAUCCUCACUACCCUCGAUAUUCAGGUUCCAAGAUGGCCGCCCCCGUGUGUAAACAGUGAUUAGAAGAUCCUGUAAUAUUCUGUUUAUUGUCACUUGUGAUUAGUUUUUGUUGCAUUAAAUCAUUCGUACAGACAGGAUUUUUCCACGUACAUAUGUUGAAAUGCUGUUAUAGUGUAAUUUUAUGUGUUAUAUGGGAACUACAAGCCCAUGUCAUGCUAACAACGGCUAAAAACAACAGCCUGGUAAAACCAAAACAGAGUGAUUAAUAGUGUAUAUUUUUCUACAUUUAAACAAAACGUUUUAACAUUUUUAUAAAUUUCUGCCUCAUGUGGUGUUGUAGAUUAAUAAUUCUGGUUAAAAAAACUCAUGAGUUGGUUCAAGUUAUCUGUUCCACAAUUUGUGCAACUUAAAUAGCCUAAUUUUAGUUUAACAUUAUAGCAAUAAUAUCAAGGACAAGUCGAGAGCUUUCACUGCCAACUUGUUUUCCGACUUCUGUAACUGGAACGUCGAUAACUCAGGUGUGACGCCGUUCCCAGCUCCGAAUUCCACCCUCCGACUUUAAAUGUAAAUGGAACGCACCAUUAGCUUCCUCCCGAUUCAGGCAUUUGCACUUUGUUGAGGAGAAACAAGAGGCUGCAUAUAAGAGAGAGAGAGAGAGAUGAAAUAAUGUCAAAUGACUGAGUGCACUAAUGAACGUGGAAUAAAGUGAGUAAAUCCUCGUCUGACUGGAUUUUAGGGUCUUUGAGCUUCUUGUUUCGGUUUGUCAGCACUUUAUAUGUAAAGCUUUUCGUCCACCUCUUUGCAGUUUAGAACUAGCUGCCAGUAUGGGUUCGCUGGCUGUUUUUUUUUUUCUGUGUGCAAACAAAUCUAGUCUUUUUUUCAAUCAAAUUGCCAACGUCCAGCUCGUCUCAUUCUGCUGCACCUGUUUAUUCCUCAAUUUAAAAUUAAUAUAUUGUCCAAAGCUAGUUUAUAAAGAUGGAUGACAUCCCCCCUGAGGUGCCAUGAGGUAAAGCCAGAAUAUUACAGUUGCCCCCUAGUGGUGGGUUGCCAUGUUGGUCAAACCCAAUCCAAUCUGUUUGUUUUAAGGUUUAUGUAGCUCAGGAGCUAGCUAACCAAGAUGAGGUUCACACAUCUCAUGGUUGCAAAUGCCCGUUGUCUGCAAUAUUUUGGCUUCACCCUUUUUUUUUUUUUUUUCUCCAAUUGAGGAGGUUUUUACCUGUGUAUAAAAUCUAUGCUUUCUACUUUUGAUAUCUAUCUCUUCUGUGGAUAUUUAAAAAUGAAGUGCUUUAAAUGAAUCAUGCACAGUCACUGGUCAAAACUUUGCCACUUGAAUGUAUUUGAUAAAAAGAACAAUAAAGAAACUAAAAUA
Molecule: messenger RNA, 3653 nt
Organism: Mugil cephalus (flathead mullet)
Lineage: Eukaryota; Metazoa; Chordata; Actinopteri; Mugiliformes; Mugilidae
Gene: arsb
Product: arylsulfatase B
Exons: 8
Coding region: 265-1887 (540 amino acids)
Source: RefSeq, a predicted model, not a curated record